Messenger RNA from Lutzomyia longipalpis, 634 nucleotides. Its product is annotated as HIG1 domain family member 2A, mitochondrial. The transcript is spliced from 2 exons. Lineage: Eukaryota; Metazoa; Arthropoda; Insecta; Diptera; Psychodidae. Bases 147 to 464 code for a protein of 105 amino acids. Gene Ontology annotation, cellular component: mitochondrion. Gene Ontology annotation, biological process: mitochondrial respirasome assembly. The record is from RefSeq and is a predicted model, not a curated record.
CUCGUUCUCUAGGGAAGGAAGGUUUGUUUUCAUUUUUUUUAUCCCGGAAUUUUAAGGAAUUUUCCCGGCUUUUCUUCUGUAAAAUACUAAUUUUUAAUCCAAAGUGAACAGAGGGAGAGUUUUCACGUGAUUUUCAUUGCAUAAGCAUGGGGGACAAGAUGUCAGAGAAGGAGAAGAAAGAGCAGGAAGAAAUGGAACUUCAGUGGAUUCAGCUGAAGAAGGAUUUUGGGGAUAAAGUAGCCGGCGAGACGACCAAGGAGAAGAUGAAGAGGAAAAUCAAAGAGAACCCCCUUGUCCCCAUAGGUUGCCUAGCCACUGCCGGUGCUCUCUCAUACGGCCUCUGGAGUUUCCGACGUGGCGAGAAGAGGAUGGCGCAGAUGAUGAUGCGUACGCGUAUUGUAGCCCAAGGACUUACAGUUGUAGCCCUCAUGGUUGGUGUCAUCCUCUCCACGGUCAAGAAAUAGGAACUUUGCUUUUUCCCGGAUCUUAGUUUUUCUUAUCCUCCUGCUCCACUGCAUAAUUUCCUGUAUAUAGGUCUCUAAGCACUCUAUGCAUUGGCUUGAGGAUUCAAGGAUAUUCUAUGCUAGUUGUUAGCCCCUUGGGAUUUAAUAAAAUUAAUAUUUUUAGAGGAAAA